This is a messenger RNA of Betta splendens (Siamese fighting fish), 1455 nucleotides long. Its product is annotated as hatching enzyme 1.2-like. The transcript is spliced from 8 exons. Gene Ontology annotation, biological process: proteolysis. The record is from RefSeq and is a predicted model, not a curated record. Bases 555 to 1367 code for a protein of 270 amino acids. Gene Ontology annotation, molecular function: zinc ion binding; metalloendopeptidase activity. NCBI's taxonomy places the organism in Eukaryota, Metazoa, Chordata, Actinopteri, Anabantiformes, Osphronemidae.
AUGUAUUUCAACCUGCACUGAGCGGAUGCGUUGUACUGAACUGGAAGUCACUGGAAGUGUCAGCAGGUGACCAGCAUCAUUCACAGUGUCAUUGUUACAUCUUUGGCUUCUAUGACACAUGGCUUCAGCUUUUUUAAAUAUACAUCUCAAUGUUUACAUUCACAUUCAGAAUCAGAGCAAAUACACAGUGAUUUCAUUACAUUAUAUUAUUUUUAAUUCACCUAUACCUAUAGUUUGAAAACCUAAACAACAAAACUACCAAAUUUAACAUGGGAGAGAUGUUAAUUCCAGUGUCUAGUGGAACAUAAUGUUCAAAGCAGCAGAUGCCGUUUUUCCCACCAAGUAUAGUAUGGAACAGUUUCUCUCUGUGUUCAUGUCUGUACAUUUUGUGCCUGAUAAGCAAACUAGUUUAGCUGAAUCGUCAGGUUUUGUAGGGCUCAGAAAAUCAAUGUUUGUUAACAGACAGAACAUAUAAAAGGAGCAGGCUUGCUGCUAGUGAACGAAGAUUCAGUGGUUUCUUUGCUGUGGGAAGAAGCUGCUUCCUCUCUGCUGGGAUGGCUCGCAUGUCUGCUUUCAGGUUCUCGGCUCUGGCUCUGCUGCUUCUGUCUGCCUACUGUUGGGCGGACAGCGAGGUAGAACCUUGUAAACCGUUAUCAGAUCUUUCUGUCUCUGAACUUCUGGAGAGAGCGAACAGACAUCGCAUUGGUUCCGAUGAUGAGCCCAUCCUGACUGAAGGAGACAUCGCCCUCGGCAGCGAGGCGGAGAGAAACGCCGACCCCUGCACCAGCCAAGGCUGCAAGUGGGGCAAGGCGUCUGAUGGAAAGGUCUACGUCCCCUAUUACAUCACCAACCACUUCUCCUCCCGUGAGAAGGCCAUCAUCGUCCGUGGCCUCGAGUCCUUCUCCUCCUUCUCCUGUAUCCGCUUCAGGCCCACCCAGAGCAGCGACCGUGACUGGCUGAGCAUUGAGUCCCAGAACGGCUGCUACUCCUUCGUUGGCCGUCGUGGUGGAAAGCAGGUGGUGUCUCUGGCCCGUAGUGGAUGUCUUUACCACGGCACCGUCCAGCAUGAGCUGCUGCACGCUCUGGGAUUCAACCAUGAGCAGACUCGCUCUGACAGGGACAACCACAUCCAAGUCCUGCUGCAGAACGUUCAGUCUGGAAUGGAGCACAACUUCAGGAAGAUCGCAACCCUCAACCAGGGCUCUCCCUACGAUUACAACUCUGUCAUGCAGUACCACAAAUACGCCUUCUCUAAGAACAACCAGCCCACCAUGCUCCCCAUCCCCAACCCCAACGUGUCCUUUGGCAACGCUAAGGAGAUGAGCCGCAACGACAUCGCCAGGCUUAACACACUCUACAAGUGCUAGGAAGCCUCUACUUGUCCUGACAGACACAUCAGACAGAAUGGCACUCAAGCAAGCAUUUAAUGAUCCUAAUAAAUUUAUUUGACUCAAA